GGGUAGGUUCCCUCCCAAGUAAUGAUUAGCCUAUCAGCAGUUAAUGCUGGUCUAUUUAAAGAUUGCGUUUAUGCCACCUGGAGAUGCGUCACUGGUUACUCCGCCCUUUUGUGUGUGCGCGCGAGUGGUUUUCCGUCAAAGGUAUGUUUGGCUAAAGAGGCUAAUGUUGCAGUGUUUUUCUGGCAUCUUUGUAAAUCAGUUGUUUUUAUAGCUGGAAUAACACGUUGAGGCAUCGCGCUGUGAGGUAUCAUUCAGGCGUGUAAGCUGUGGUGGCAUAUGCUGUGAGCUACGGUACAAUGUGUGGUUCUGUGAUCAUUAUCUGUCAGUGAUUGCGUUGUGUGUGGGUCUUAUGGGAACCACUGGACGAUUGAUUUGCUGAAUGAGCGCUCUUAAGACAAUACUGCGGUGGCUGGUUGCUGCUUAAAUGCCUUGAGACGGUGCUGCUGUCUUGCUGCUUCUCUGCUUCGCUUCUUUGCUUCGCUCCUCUGCUGGUGGCUCUGCUUUGCUGUGCUCUUUGGCUGCAUUGCUCUGCUGCAUGUGUGGAGAUUUUCCUUUUUUUGUUUUGUUUGUUUUGUUGUUUUAUACCACAGCUGGUGGCUGGAGUAGGACUGCUUCAAUCUAUUCCUUGCCGCAUGUGUGACGUGUGCAUGGGCCUCUAGUUACCGCCACUGGCUGUUUGUAAGUGUGUGUGAAAUUGAUUAUUGUCUUCAAAAGUUUAAUAAUUCAUACAAUUGUAUGAAUUAAUUUGUUUUUUUUUCAUUUUGUUUAUGAAUAUUAUGUUGGUUAAAAACUAAUCUCUUUGUUUGAGUUAUUCAGUGAUUUCUUUGACUGAUUACCAACUGUAAGUCCCCCCCCAACAUCUUGGAAAUCACUUUUAUUAUAAUUUGUUUUGUUUAUUCAUUCAUUAAUGGUCUUUUUUUGUUUGUUUCAGGCAGCCAGGCCCCGGGUCGGGAGGCUAGCUUUCUUGCCGUGUGGUGGUGGUGUUUGAGCACGGAGUGUGGUUUGCCGCUUGUAACUGCUUACACUUCACUGUGUGCGUGUGUGUGUGGUUUUGCCUAGGAUAAUUACUCUUUGCUAGCCUGCCCGGCUACGGUAAAGCCUUGGUUGCCUUAAAGUUUGUUUUGUGUGUCUGUGGAAAAUUGACGCAUUGUGGCUUCUAUAGCAAUAUGUUAUAAUUGAUAUUGAAUGUUUUACCCAUUUGUGUGAUUUAAAUAAAAUAUAUUUUUGUACUGCCAUCCACGUCUCUUUGCCCUCCAUGGUAACGAACCUCUGUGCCCUAUUUUUGGGUUGUCAUUGUCCCCUGUAAACAGGGGUGGCGUAGUCUGCUUCUAUUACAUCUUGAGAUUGAGUAUUAAGAGUUUUAAUUAUUCAGUUUCUCCCCACUGCCCCGCCACAAACUGGCGUAGUCGGCAGGGUUCCGUGUUCGGCAGAGACGUGGAUAACGGUGUUUUGUUUUUGUGUUUUUUUUUGUGUGUGUUUGUUUUUGUAUAUUGUUGCAGGAGAGGUAGCAGCAGGACAGCAGCGUGCGUCUUGUGGAUUGAUCCUGGGCUUCAUUGUGGGCCUACUUAUCGGUAAGUGUUAUCAGGGUUAACGUAAUGGAGGAGGAGCUAAAGGAACUGCGGGAAAUGGUGGCUCAACUGCGGGCCGAUAAUGAGAGGCUGCGUCAGGAGCGCGUACCUGCACUACCUAGCUCUAGUGAUGCGUCUCCUGCUGGGCCUGGGCCUUCUGUGGCUACCCCUCAAUUAAAUAGUGAGAGUGCUGCCCUGCCAGAAAGAUUUGUUUUUGUACCACGAGAUCGAAAGUGCCCAAAGUUUGGUGGCAGGGUUGGCAUUGGUAUUGAGGAGUGGGUGGAGGAGGUCCAGGCUUGUAUGCAGGCUCGUCACAUGUCCAUUUCCGAUAAGGCUUUCUUUUUGUUUGAUCAUUUAGAAGGCGAAGCGCGUGAUGAGAUUAAGUACCGCUCAGAUGAUGAACGUAAUGAUCCAGAUAAAAUUAUUGCUGUGUUAAAGGAAUUGUAUGGUUGCUCACAGUCAUAUGUCUCUCUUCAGGAGGCUUUCUUUUCUAGGCGACAACAGGAGGGUGAAUCGCUGUUGGAGUUCUCCCUCGCUUUGAUGGGCCUGCUUGAUAGAGUAAAGCAGCAAUCGCCUUAUGCAAUGCCGAAUUCACAAGUUUUGUUACGCGAUCAGUUUAUAGAGCAUGUUUCUGAUGCCGCUCUUCGUCGCGAACUAAAGCAGUUGAUACGUCGUCAACCUAUGUUAACCCUUUUAGACGUCCGAAGCGAAGCCCUUAGAUGGGAAAGAGAGGGUAUGCCAGGGAGUAUGAGGGCCCGUAGUCAUUCCGUUCCAUCUGCUUAUGGAAUUCAGUAUGGGGUGCACAGUGAAUCCUCCUUAGAGGAUGGUAGGCCCUUACAAAAGACUGAAUUGGGUGAGUUGAGGGAAAUGUUGAAAUUACAGCAGGAACAGCUAAAUAAGCUAACCCAGAGUGUUGCCCUUUUGCAGGCCCCUCCGCCACGCAGUCACCUCUCUUAUAGAGGUCCUAUUAUAUGUAGGAGAUGUCAAAAACCUGGCCACUUUGCUAGAGAAUGUGAAGGGGACCGUGUCUCCCCUCGCCCUCAACCACCUUCGCGUAGUUCGUCAUUAGCUGGGGGUGGGCAGCCUGGCCCAUCUGCGUUGUCGGGAAACUAAUCCCCACCGCGCCGCCGAGCCAAAGCGCGGUUGGGCAAGUGACCGGCUCUAAUUACUUAAGUAACCAGUCAAGUAUGUCUCAUUUAAUGUCGUCUUGUCCACAUCUGAUUGUACAAGUGGGUGGGGUUCCAGUGCCAUGUUUGGUCGAUACUGGCUCCAUGGUAUCUACAAUUACUGAAAGUUGUUUUCGUCAACAUUUUGAACCAUGGGGCCAGGACCGACUUAAGUCAUGCCAGUGGUUGCAGCUGCG
Misgurnus anguillicaudatus (oriental weatherfish) is the source of this 2931-nucleotide messenger RNA. NCBI's taxonomy places the organism in Eukaryota, Metazoa, Chordata, Actinopteri, Cypriniformes, Cobitidae. The record is from RefSeq and is a predicted model, not a curated record.